AUCAGUUGGGAUCCAGUCAUUAUCAUCUCGAGAGACAAAAUCACCUCGAGAUACUCUCCACAACAACCACUAGGACUAUCGAGGUGUCUCCGAAAAUAUCCAGCCUCAACAUCAGAGACUAAUACUCCCUGAGGCAUGAUUCACGAGUUUUGACAGGUCUGAUGUGAUCUCCCAGGGAUCGUAGCCGGCCGGUUCCCCAUUGGAUUCCUCCCCCGAAGAAUCCAUUAACAGUAAAAAAUAAUCCACAAACUUACCUCAACGGCGCCACGAGGUCUUCAAACAUGUUUGCUUUCGCUCAGCAGAAUGCAGUUGAGCCAAUGCAGGUGGAUGCACCACCGGAGGACAACGACAACACCGAGGAGGAGCCUUACAUCGUCGAAAAUCCAACACUCGACCUCGAGGUAUACGCGAACAGCUACACAGGGCUGGCAAAGCUCUACCGCCUUAUCUACAUUGCCGAUCACUGUCCCAGCCUGCGAAUAGAGGCCCUGAAGAUGGCAAUCACCCACGUCCUCACUACGUACAACGUCUCCCUGUACCAAGUUCUCCACAAGAAGCUCCUCCACGCCUUGAACACCCCAGGCCUCCCCGACGUAGCAGCCCAGUCCACCUCAGCCCAGGACACGCCAGUGCUCAAUCAGAUGUGGGUGGAGUCAAAAUCGAAGAAAGCAGCCCUCAAACUCGAGAAGUUCGACACAGACCUGAAGAAUUACCGUAGCAAUUCCAUCAAGGAGAGCAUCAGAAGGGGUCACGACGACCUCGGGGACCACUACCUUGACUGUGGAGACCUAGCUAACGCCCUCAAGUGUUACUCAAGGGCUCGAGACUACUGCACAAGUGGAAAACACGUGGUCAACAUGUGUCUGAAUGUCAUUAAAGUAUCUGUUUACCUUCAGAAUUGGACGCAUGUUCUCACUUACGUUGCUAAGGCUGAGAAUGCCCCUGACUUUCCUGAGGUUCACAGUAAGGACAACAAUCAGUCGAUCGUGACGAAGCUCAAAGUAGCUGCUGGCCUAGCUGGUCUUGCCAUGAAGAAAUUUAAAAUGGCUGCUAAACACUUUCUCCAAGCCUCCUUGGAUCACUGCGACUGCCCAGAGCUACUGUCCCCUGGUAAUGUCGCACUUUAUGGGGGUCUCUGUGCCCUUGCCACAUUCGACAGGCACGAGCUGCAGAAGCAGGUCAUCUUCAGCAGCUCGUUCAAACUGUUUUUGGAGCUCGAGCCACAGCUCAGGGACAUCAUCUUCAAAUUCUACGAGUCAAAGUACGCCUCGUGCCUAAAGCUUCUUGAUGAGAUCAAGGAUAAUAUUCUACUGGACAUGUAUAUUGCUCCACAUGUGAACUCUUUGUACACUCAGAUUCGUAAUAGGGCGCUCAUUCAGUACUUCAGUCCUUAUCUCAGCGCUGAUAUGAGGAGAAUGGCUGUGGCUUUUAAUAGGAGUGUCCCCGCUCUCGAGGAUGAACUCAUGCAGCUGAUACUUGAUGGACAGAUCCAGGCACGAAUUGAUUCUCAUAAUAAGAUUUUAUACGCCAAAGAUGUCGAUCAACGUAGCACAACCUUCGAGAAGUCAAUAAGCAUAGGGAAAGAGUACCAGAGAAGAACCAAGAUGCUCCUCCUUCGUGCUGCAAUUUUCAAGCAUCAGAUUCAAGUCAAAUGUCCCCUGCGUGAUAAUACCCAAGGUGGUGAGAUGUCAGUGGCUCCCGGGAACAGUUCAGCCCCACGAAGCUAAUCAACGAGCCUCAGUAAUCAUUAAACCCCUGUUCUUUUUCAUGAUAAAUAAAAUUAAAAAAUUCAUUCAUAAUAAAUUUUGAUUCCAAUUAUUCUUGUAAUAGAUGAUAACAUGAAUUCUACACACCUUUUCAUUUGAGCGUCACUAGAUUUUCGGGCACUUUGUCCCAUGUUAAUUACCUGAAAUUAAAUAUUAUGAGUUUGGGGCACUUUCAGCGA
Diachasma alloeum is the source of this 1945-nucleotide messenger RNA. It is a transcript of the gene CSN1b, whose product is annotated as COP9 signalosome complex subunit 1. Bases 282 to 1727 code for a protein of 481 amino acids. The record is from RefSeq and is a predicted model, not a curated record. Gene Ontology annotation, cellular component: COP9 signalosome. Lineage: Eukaryota; Metazoa; Arthropoda; Insecta; Hymenoptera; Braconidae. The transcript is spliced from 5 exons.